Mesitornis unicolor (brown roatelo) is the source of this 482-nucleotide messenger RNA. Its product is annotated as transducin-like enhancer protein 4. NCBI's taxonomy places the organism in Eukaryota, Metazoa, Chordata, Aves, Mesitornithiformes, Mesitornithidae. Gene Ontology annotation, cellular component: transcription regulator complex; nucleus. The transcript has 5 exons. Gene Ontology annotation, molecular function: protein binding; transcription corepressor activity. The annotation marks the transcript as partial. The record is from RefSeq and is a predicted model, not a curated record. Gene Ontology annotation, biological process: regulation of DNA-templated transcription; negative regulation of canonical Wnt signaling pathway.
UUUAAAGCUAGAAUGUGAAAAACUGGCCAGUGAGAAGACGGAGAUGCAGCGACAUUAUGUCAUGUAUUACGAGAUGUCCUAUGGGCUGAACAUAGAGAUGCAUAAACAGGCAGAAAUUGUCAAGAGGCUGAAUGCUAUAUGUGCACAAGUCAUUCCCUUCCUGUCCCAAGAGCACCAGCAACAAGUGGUGCAGGCUGUGGAGCGUGCCAAGCAAGUGACCAUGGCAGAACUGAACGCAAUCAUUGGGGUAUGUGGUCUUUCCAUUUUAGCUCCACAGCAGCAACAACUCCAGGCCCAACAUUUGUCACAUGGACACGGUCUUCCUGUGCCGCUCACUCCACACCCUUCGGGCUUACAGCCUCCAGCCAUCCCACCCAUUGGCAGCAGUGCUGGUCUCCUGGCACUGUCCAGUGCUCUGGGAGGGCAGUCUCACCUCCCAAUUAAAGACGAGAAGAAGCACCAUGAUAAUGAUCACCAAAGAG